AUGUUCAAUGCUUCAGCUUUUAUAUAUUGGGCAAUGUCUUGGAAAAUCAUAGUAGUCUUGUUGAUUGGAUUUCUAGCAUUGGCACACCAGUCCUUUAGGCCUCCACCUCCCCGUAUUUGUGGUUCUCUUGGCGGUCCACCGAUUACAGGACCCCGGAUCAAGCUUAGAGAUGGAAGACAUUUAGCCUAUAAGGAGCAUGGAGUCCCAAAAGAAACAGCUAAAUAUAAGAUCAUCUUGGUUCAUGGUUACACCUCUAGUCGACAUGAUGCUGCUCUUGCUACAUCGUCAUUGGUCGAAGAAUUGGGAAUACACUUCGUGUCUUUCGACAGACCAGGUUAUGGGGAGAGUGAUCCGGAUCCAAAACGAACCAUAAAAAGCACAGCUUUAGAUAUAGAAGAUCUUGGAGAACAACUAGAACUUGGUUCUAGAUUUUAUGUCAUUGGAUUUUCCAUGGGAGGAAAUGUUGUGUGGGGCUGCCUCAAGUACAUUCCACACAGGCUGGCAGGAGCAGUAUUGAUUGCUCCAGUUGUCAAUUACUGGUGGUCUAAUUUUCCUGCGAACUCAUCUACAGAAGCAUACAAUAAACAGCCCUGGGAGGACCAGUGGGCACUUCGAGUGGCACACUAUAUGCCAUGGCUCGUCUACUGGUGGAACACUCAGAAGUGGUUUCCUUCCUCUAGUGUUACGGCUGGAAGACCUGCUCUUUCGGCCUCAGAUUUGAAAAUAGUUUCCAAAUUAGCCAAAAAACUGAUAAGGGAAUAUGCAACUCAGCAAGGAGUAUUCGAGUCCCUCCAUCUAGACAUGAUGGUCGGGUUCGGGCAAUGGGAAUUUGACCCUAUUGAUCUCGAGAACCCUUUUUCUGAUAGAGAAGGUUCUGUUCAUUUGUGGCAAGGCGUUGAGGAUGGAUUGGUGCCUAUUUCACUGCAACGCUACAUUUCCAAGAAGCUUCCUUGGGUACAAUACCACGAAAUACCAGAUGCUGGACAUCUGUUUGCUUAUCCUGAUGGUGCUAUAAAAGACUCAAUCUUGAAAACCCUUUUGACAGGGUAG
Molecule: messenger RNA, 1050 nt
Organism: Fraxinus pennsylvanica
Lineage: Eukaryota; Viridiplantae; Streptophyta; Magnoliopsida; Lamiales; Oleaceae
Source: the annotation of a GenBank genome assembly